Messenger RNA from Cyprinus carpio (common carp), 1431 nucleotides. RefSeq names its product cilia and flagella associated protein 73 (gene cfap73). The transcript is spliced from 5 exons. The record is from RefSeq and is a predicted model, not a curated record. The coding region runs from base 146 to 1201 and encodes 351 amino acids. NCBI's taxonomy places the organism in Eukaryota, Metazoa, Chordata, Actinopteri, Cypriniformes, Cyprinidae.
AGUAAUUUAAGAAAUAAAGGAAUUGUAAUUUAUUCUGCCAGUGGAGGGCAACAGAGAAAAGCGCUUUCUCUUUCUGUCGCUGUGGAAACGACACAAGCGCAGAAAGUUUGUCGACAGUGUGCGGAGAGUUUGUGGGGCUGAAAAGAUGAGUUUGAAUUUGGAAGCUUACUUCGGGUCAGUUUUCGAAGAACGACUCAAAUUAAAUAAGGUCGCGCAGAAGGAUUUGGCGGAUUCGAGUACAAGCGUAAUGAAACUUGUGGAGACGCGCGAGGAGUGCGCGGAUGUGACCAGGGCACUGGAGUCUCAGAAAGAGGAGAUGCAGAUUAAGCGAGAGAAUUUAAGAGAGAGAGACGAAAACAUUAAGAAAGAAGAGGAGAAACUGAAGAAAUCCAUACUGAAAUAUAACAAGUUUUUGCAAGAAAAUGAUGACAGACGGUUGCGUGCCUUAAAGAAAGCAGAAGCAGAGAGAGCGCAAAUCAGACUGAAAGAACUGGAGAUUCAGAAGCUACAGGCAGAGAACGACACCCUGCUGGCACGAAAAGAGAUAUUGGAGGAUCGUGUCAGAAAAGCCAUAUGCUACCAUGAGUUCCUGGAGAGAGCCACAAAAAUGUCCGGAAAGUUUGAGACCAUUGGUCAAGUCAUUGACCGUCUUCACACACUCCAGUCCAUCAACAAGGAACUUCUAGAAAGCCAAACUAGGCUAGAGAAAGAGAGAGAAAGCACAAAGCUGAAACUAAUACAGUACAUAAAUAAACAGAGAACUGUUCUCCUGCACUGUAACAACCAACUGCACCAGCAACAGACGCAGCUAGACAGCAUACGCUUAGAAGCAUACAAAUGGGUAAACACACUCACACACAAUUUACAGGUCUAUGUCUUCUGUACAGUUCUGUCUCCCAACAUUACAAACUAUUCAUGUGUUCUGCAGGAAUUAAAACUGAAGCACUUCCAUUCCACUGCGGCAAAAGAGACACUCCAGUUUGCUCAGCUGAAGGCCACAAUCUGUAACAUUUAUCAGAUGAUCACACAUUACAGGAGAGUCUCUGUGGACACUGAGGACACCUUCAAGCAGCUGGAAAUGGUGAAUAAUGACAAAAUACUUCUGUCAACCUUGAAUGAAUCAUUAUUUGUUAAAACGAUUUUUAAAAUUAAAAUGAGGUACAGAAAUGUUCUAAAAAAAACUUCACACAGCAAUAUGUAAUAAAUGUAACAUGCAAGCUUAUUGUUUUUUCAAAACUGCUUUAGUGAAUAACUAAUUUUUUUAAAUAUAAUUUCCCCCCCAGAUUCAUAAAUAUUUUCAGCUUAUGAGAGCUAUAGAUGAUGAACUGAAGUUCAACAUUAUAACAAGGACGAAUCGAACUGAAGGGAAUGACAGCGGAUAUUAAGACCCAAGCUCUGUAUCCACAGAAUAUCCACUGAAUACGGACAGAU